Molecule: messenger RNA, 1356 nt
Organism: Pipistrellus nathusii (Nathusius's pipistrelle)
Lineage: Eukaryota; Metazoa; Chordata; Mammalia; Chiroptera; Vespertilionidae
Source: the annotation of a GenBank genome assembly
AUGGGCGCCUGCCUGGGCGCCUGCUCGCUGCUCAGCUGCGCCUCCUGCCUCUGUGGCUCUGCCCCCUGCAUCCUGUGUGGCUGCUGCCCCUCCACCCGCAACUCCACCGUCAGCCGCAUCAUCUUCACGUUCUUCCUCUUCCUGGGGGUGCUGGUGUGCCUCAUCAUGCUGAGCCCUGGCGUGGAGAGCCAGCUCCACAAGCUGCCUUGGGGGUGUGAUGAGGGGACCGGGAGCACCGUCGUCAUGCAGAGCCACAUUGACUGCGGCUCCCUGCUCGGCCAACGCGCCGUCUACCGCAUGUGCUUUGCUAUGGCCGCCUUUUUCUUCCUCUUCACCGUGCUCAUGAUCUACGUGCGCAGCAGCCAGGACCCCCGGGCCGCCUUCCAGAACGGGUUUUGGUUCUUUAAGUUCCUGAUCUUUGUGGGCAUCACCGUGGGCGCCUUCUACAUCCCCGAUGGCUCCUUCUCCGACGUCUGGUUCUACUUCGGUGUCGUGGGCUCCUUCCUCUUCAUCCUUAUCCAGCUGGUGCUGCUCAUCGACUUCGCACACUCCUGGAACCAGCAGUGGCUGGGCAAGGCCGAGGAGUGCGACUCCCGCGCCUGGUACGCAGGUCUCUUCUUCUGCACCUUCCUCUUCUACUCGCUGUCCAUUGUGGCCGUGGCCCUGCUCUUCGUCUACUACACCGAGCCCGACGCCUGCCACGAGGGCAAGGUCUUCAUCAGCCUCAACCUCACGCUCUGCAUCUGCGUCUCCAUCAUCUCCGUCCUGCCCAAGGUCCAGGACGCCCAGCCCAACUCGGGUCUGCUGCAGGCCUCCGUCAUCACGCUCUACACCAUGUUCAUCACCUGGCUGGCGCUGUCUAAUGUGCCCGACCAGAAAUGCAACCCCCACCUGCUGACCUCCCUGGACAACGGGACGAUCCUGGCAGGCCCCGAGGGCUACGUGACUCAGUGGUGGGACGCGCCGAGCAUCGUGGGCCUCAUCGUCUUCAUCCUGUGCACCUUGUUCAUCAGCGUGCGCUCCUCGAACCACCGGCAGGUGAACAGCCUGAUGCGGACGGAGGAGUGCCCGCCCAUCCUGGAGGGCUCGGCGCAGCAGCGGGCGGCAGGCCAGGCCUUCGACAACGAGCAGGACGGCGUCACCUACAGCUACUCCUUCUUCCACUUCUGCCUGGUGCUCGCCUCCCUGCACAUCAUGAUGACGCUCACCAACUGGUACAGGCCCAACGAGACCCGGAAGAUGGUCAGCACUUGGACCGCCGUGUGGGUGAAGAUCUGUGCCAGCUGGGCCGGGCUGCUGCUCUACCUGUGGACCCUGGUCGCCCCGCUCCUCCUGCCCAAUCGGGACUUCAGCUGA